AUGGGAAGUUCGUCGUCCAAAGGAGCAGCAGCCAAGAUUACAGCCCAUGACCGGGCCAUCCUCGACCUCAAAGUCCAGCGCGACAAGCUGAGGCAAUACAACAAACGACUCGAGGGUGUGGUUGAGAAGGAACUGAGGCUGGCAAAGGGCCAUCUGGCCAAAGGCGAGAAACAGCGGGCCCUAUUGGCCCUCCGCCGCAAAAAGUUCCAAGAGUCCCUCCUCGAAAAGACUGUCCUCCAAAUGACCAACCUAGACGAGCUGACGAUGUCGAUCGAGCAGGCAAUGGUGGAGAAGCAAGUGUUUGCAGGGCUGGCGGCAGGAAACCAGGUUCUGAAGGAGCUGCACAAGGAAAUGUCGUUGGCAGAUGUGGAGAAGUUGAUGGAUGAGACGGCGGAUAGUAUUGCGUACCAGAACGAGAUUGAUGAGCUUUUGAGUACACGACUCUCGGUUGCUGAUGAGGAGGAUAUCGAAAACGAGCUGGAUCUUAUGAUUGAGGAGGAGACAAAGACAUUGCUUCCAAACAUACCAGUGAGCGCACUUCCAGAACUCGAGCAACAGGCAGUAGAAGAAGCCCAGAGCGAGGCAGAUCUGUUGGUCGAGACUAUGGCGUCCCAGGGUCGGUGUGUUGUGGAGGGGUUACAUCCUUGUAGGAGGAAGGAUAAGAUGCGGAAACGGCAGGCGGCGCAGAGGAGGAGGCAGCAGCAUUGUGGAGAGAGUGGUCGGGAGGACACUGAUGGUGGGACUGGGAGUGGGCAGGGUGGUAGUAGUGGUAGUGGUGGAAAUGGAGCAGGGGGAGGUGGGGAGUAUGAUGAAGAGAUGGCGAUGGAUGAGUCGUGGAGACGAUAUCAGCGUCAACGACCCGAGGAUCCAGCUACCCUAGUCGUCACAAGUACCGACAAUGCCACCAACGGGACCGGGAACUCAGGAGUCUCCUCCUCCUCCUCUCCCGAGACCGACCCCACAACCGGGACUAGGAUUGACCGAGAAGACAUGGUCGCCGAAAAGUUGUGGGAAUACGUCGUAGGCUGGUGCCUCAUCGGUUUUAUCUUUGUCGGAGCUGGACUCAUCAUCUGCGCGAAUUUCCUGGUCCACGAAGAUCCGGCCAACAUGACACCAUGGACGUUUGAUCCUGAGGAUGGGGCGAGUCUGAUGGAUACGAUUGUGGCGCAUAUCAUGAAAGCUGCGUUGGGGAUUAAGGAUUUCGAGGACCAGUUGAUGGAGCAUGGGAUCUUUGUGUUUAUUGUGGGGAUUAAUGGGUUUGUGCUUGUGAGGCAGAGGGUGUUUGGGAGGAGGAGGGGGUAUGAGCAGGAGUUGAUGAGAGGGGGGAUGAUGCUUCCGAUGGAGACGAUCAAGGAUGUGGGUGGUGGUGCUGGGUAUGAUUUGGAGGGUAAGGCUGUUGUUGGAGGUGAGAGUCUGGAGAUUGAGAGGGAUGGUGAAGGGUGUGGUGAAGGAAAGCGAGACUUUUAUGAGGAUCUGCAUCUUCACCAGGGGGUGGCGCAGGGAGUUGAGCGGUUCACGACUACGGAUCAAGUCUCCGCACAGACCGGCGCAUCAGCAGCAACCACUGGAACAGGGGCAGGAGUAGGUGGCAGUGGACCUGCCGAAAACACACCUAGUUCCAGCACCAGCACCGGCAGCACCGAUCCCCGUCCAGGAAUAUUGCCCACAACAACUUCAGCGGCAGCAGGAGGAUCAAACCCCAAAGAAACUUCGACCCACCACCAGCACCACACAAAGGACCUUCCAGAAGACGGAAAGAAACCCACCACCGUCGCCGAUGGUACCGCUACUUGUAGUCCUGUUAACGACGACGGCAACGCACCAGACUUUGCGACAAUGUCCUUCCUCGCCUGGUUCAACUAUCUCCAAGUCGGGAUCUUGAUCAUCGAGUUCCUACAGCUGUUUUCGUUCCCGCUUCGGGAGCUGAUGGAGUUUUAUAACCAGGCCGAAAAGACGAGUGCGAUGUAUGAGGGUGCCAAGACGAUCCUGGAUGUCUUUCGGACUACAGCAACCGAUGCAGGGAAUGGGACAGUGUCCUCAGCAGCAACAGCAGGAGCAAGUGGUGGCGGCGGCGGUGGUGGGUCAGGGAUUCAGUACAAGGGUGGAAUCUUGUCGAUUGGCAACAACACGUUGUUCGACUUUAACCCUCGGAACAGUUCGACGCAGGACGAAAAAUCGGCCGAGAGACCGGCGUUUGCGUUAGAGAUCACUGAAGACGACGCGGCACGAGCAGCAGGAUCGGCAUCAGCAGUGUUAGACCAGCAUGGCGACGAUGAAAUGGAGUUGUUUCGGAAGAAGGCGUCGCCACAAGCUCAAAAUGCGACAGACGGAAGUACAACAUCAACAGCGCACAAGAUCGCCGAUGGCGGUACUCAGAAACUGGGAGCUUCGGUCGAAUGGAUCAAGGAGAACCUGCAUUCCUGGCUACCCAACAUUACAGCACUGAUGGACAACAAUACCAUGGAUGGGCUGGAGUCUGGUCGGUUUGAAGAGCUCCGAGAUAACCUCGUCAACGCAGCCGUCGGUGUAGCGCUACAGGGGCUCGGAAGCACCAACUCUUCCACAUCCUCAAAUAUAACAACCCUUUCCGCAGGCGGCGAUUCAGUAAUCAAAAAAUCACCUUCGGACAACAUCCGCGGUGGAAACAGCAAUAGUGGAGGAGACGGCGAUAUAGUGAUGCAGGUUGUCAACAGUCUGGGCCUGCAGCCCACGUUCCUGUCCUCGGCGGCAUGCCAAUCCCAAGCAAUCCACGCCUACGCUCAUGAAAAAUACGCCCAGCAACAAGAACAAGCCCUCCACGAAAAAGGCGGUCACAACCCGAAAAUUCAAGCAACUUCUAUCUUCUCCUCCGUCAUCGUGACCCUCCUCGACCCAGCCUCAACCGUCGCAGCCCCCGCCAGCUCCCUCCUCUGUACAGGUCCCCUCGUCAACCCAGGACUCUACCUCACCGCCAGUCUGUUCGCCUACACUCUCGCCUAUGUUCUUUUUAUGGUGUUUUUGACAUCCUUUGAACGCGUCCCGGGGAAGGGGGAGAUCUGUUUCCGACCGAAUGGGGUUGCGGUGUUGAAGAACUUGGGCCUGUUGUUGGCGGUGGAUUUUCUUUUGAUCCAAUCCCCUGCGCAGAGACGGUUCCGGGGCCUGGUGUCGAUUGGGAUCAUGUUGGCGAUGGCUUGUUAUACGAUUCGGAUGAAACCGUGUUACUGGAACAAGAUUAAUUAUUGGAGGACUUUCUCGUUCUCCUGUGUCCUUUACGCCUCCCUCCUCGUCGCCCUCCUCUGCCCGUCCCCGCCCGUUCUCGAAAAGAAGUCUAACACCGGGGGUAGCACCAAAGCCGAGCGAGAACGGUAUCGUGAGGAUGUAGGACGAUGGGUGAUGUCGCCCCAUCUGAAGAUGGGCGAGGGUGGAGAGAACGCAUGGAUGGUCAUGGGAAAGGCAGGAGGAGGGCCCAAGGUGAUGUUGGCGUGGAUUGCGGCUGGAUGGGUGUUGCUCGUGAUUGUGUUCGUGGUGGUCGAACGCGUGUUUCUGAGACAUUGGACCAAGAAGGUUGCUGUUGUCCCUGUACCCGUGCAGUUUGUUAUGCGGUCCCAGCCGGUGGGGGUUGAGUUGUUGGCGGAUGGGUAUGGUGGGUAUAGAGGGUUGGAUAUGUUUGGUCGAGGUGUGGGUGUAGGCGGUGAUGGUGGCGGUGGAGGUAUGUACACGAACCCAGGUAUAGCUGGUUCACAUUGGAGCGUCGUUGAUCUCUCCCAGACGCCAGAGGUCCGACGCAGCAAAGCCCUUAGUUCCUCUUAA
This is a messenger RNA of Linnemannia hyalina, 3789 nucleotides long. The record is from the annotation of a GenBank genome assembly. NCBI's taxonomy places the organism in Eukaryota, Fungi, Mortierellomycota, Mortierellomycetes, Mortierellales, Mortierellaceae.